This is a messenger RNA of Sphaerulina musiva SO2202, 420 nucleotides long. RefSeq lists its product as uncharacterized. The record is from RefSeq and is a predicted model, not a curated record. The transcript has 2 exons. The coding region runs from base 1 to 420 and encodes 139 amino acids. NCBI's taxonomy places the organism in Eukaryota, Fungi, Ascomycota, Dothideomycetes, Mycosphaerellales, Mycosphaerellaceae.
AUGUUCGUUAUAUUACCUAUCAGGGAGGUAGGUACGGAUGGAUGGAUGGAUGAGGUCUCUCUGUUUAGGGAAUAUAAUGUAAAUCUUGGUUUAAGGGAAGAGGAAAGGAGGAAAGGAGAGGAAAGGAAAGGAGGAAAGAAGGGAAGGAAAGGGAAGGAAGGAGAGGAAGGAGAGGAAGGAGAGGAAGGAGAGGAAGGAGAGGAAGGAGAGGAAGGAGAGGAAGCAGAGGAAGGAGAGGAAGCAGAGGAAGGAGAGGAAGGAGAGGAAGGAGAGGAAGGAGAGGAAGCAGAGGAAGGAGAGGAAGCAGAGGAAGGAGAGGAAGCAGAGGAAGGAGAGGAAGGAGGAAAGAGAGGAAGGAGGAAAGAGAGGAAAAAUUUAAACCUUCUUUACUACCUGGCAGGGUUGAUGGUUGAUGGUUGA